This is a messenger RNA of Exophiala xenobiotica, 1001 nucleotides long. RefSeq lists its product as uncharacterized. The transcript has a single exon. The coding region runs from base 237 to 1001 and encodes 254 amino acids. Lineage: Eukaryota; Fungi; Ascomycota; Eurotiomycetes; Chaetothyriales; Herpotrichiellaceae. The record is from RefSeq and is a predicted model, not a curated record.
GGCACUUAAGUCCAUACCAUGUCCCCUCGAUCUCUUCCUCCGGAAUCUAUUCUGUCAUCUCGAGAUCGUCAAAACUGUCUCAAGCUUGCCAACCACUGUUUGCAUCUGAAGCUCACUCAUAUUACCAACAAGCAGAAAUCGCUACGAAGCACCGUCGACCAGGUCUAGGUGAAGCCUAAUCCCAUCAAUUCUACCAUCAAGACUCAAAUCAAGGUAAGGCGCAACUCUUAACCAACAUGUGUAGAGCUACUCUCCAAGUCUACCGGUGCGGCUGCCACGGCAAUAUGAUGCGCCAGUCAUGCGCUCUUCCAUCCCGCUACUGCAAUGAAGGUCUUCGCAACUACGAACGCGUGGAAAUGCACAUGGACUGCCCAAAGCAUGCACGUUUGAAGGGCCGCAGCUCUUCUCGUCAAUACGAGAACACUCAUCCGGCCCUGCGGUACACAUCUUCAUCGCACCACGAUUCGCCGAAAUACCAGACCUCCGCCAGCAUUCGCAAUCCUGCGAGAGACUUGUACGACAUGCCCGCCACCAGCUACAACCGCCGAGACUCCGAUGGAAGCCCAAGAUUCUACAGCUCCCUGCGGAACGUUCGUGACAAUCCUCAUAUUCCCGUCCUCUCACCCUCCUGGAACUCAGGUAUCCGCAAGAAUGGCACACGCGACUCACAACGAACCGGUCGAUCUCGUGAUGCUCCCCGAAGUGGCCGAAACUACUCACAACCCACCUCGUCAAGCUAUAAUUACUCCGAAUCCCAGCGAGAGACAGUCCUUCAGCGUCAAGCUAACGUCCGUCGUGCGAGAGAGGUAAGAGAGCGUUGUGAGGGUUGGCUACAGUCUGGCAGAUAUACCCGAGACGAAAUCCAGCACCAUCCGUUGUUCCAAGAGCUCUCCGAACGAGAUCAAUGGUCCCUCUUGUAUGAUUAUGAGCAAAGCUCACGAGAUCGAGAGCGGGGAAGCCAUGUUAGAAGUGAGAAGCGUUCAAGGUGCAUUGUCAUGUGA